This is a messenger RNA of Ostrinia nubilalis (European corn borer), 1357 nucleotides long. RefSeq lists its product as uncharacterized. The coding region runs from base 107 to 1357 and encodes 416 amino acids. NCBI's taxonomy places the organism in Eukaryota, Metazoa, Arthropoda, Insecta, Lepidoptera, Crambidae. The transcript has a single exon. Gene Ontology annotation, biological process: male courtship behavior; chemosensory behavior; sensory perception of taste. The record is from RefSeq and is a predicted model, not a curated record. Gene Ontology annotation, cellular component: dendrite; axon; neuronal cell body.
AUCGAUAGGUUUACAGUUUCGACUUAACUGUGGUAGAGCUGACAAUUGCUCAUGUGAACAUAUUAAAUAUAAUACUUCGCAUAUCAAUUUGCUGAAAACUGUCAAAAUGGAAGCAACGCGCCUUUCUCGUCAACCUUCAACUGAAGAGGCUGAGGUAACUGAUAAAAAGAAUAACAAAAUCAUAGAACUUGCUAACACCAUUCGACUUGCUAUGCGUAUUGAGUACGGAUUUGGAAUAUUCAGGUUUCGCCAACACGAUAAUCAAUUGGCCCCAAUCAACAAGAAAGUGAAAAUAUUUUGCAUAGUAUUGAUGAUUACCGUCGUCGUAUUGUUUUCGGUAUUCAAUAUAAUACCAUCGGACGUGGCCACGGGCUAUUUAGUGAAGAUUGAUAAAGUGCCGUCCAUAGUGAUAUUGAUCCAAUAUGUCAUUUCUGCAAUCAGGACGUCGCUAUUUUUUAACGAAGGAAACAUCCGCAUCAUAUCAACCCUCGCAGACCUCGAUUCUAAAUUGCACAUAAAUACCAACCAAGAUUUCUACAGAAAGUCCAAAAGGGUUACCCUUAAAAUCGUGAUCAUACUUCAUCUCGUACAUUUUAUUGUCAGUAUAAGUGACCUGUUUGCCGAUAAUUCUAAUUUUAGAAUGAAAAUAGGUAAACUUGUCAUAUUACCUAUUUAUCUGGAGCAGUCUCUUGAAAUAAGCGUCUUCUGUUUGAUGGUUAUGAUGUUGACGCGUAGACUCAGCAUCAUUAAUAAUUACUUGUUGAAGUUCAUUAACGAAAAAGACACUAACAAAGCUUCGGUAUUUAUCGUGAAAGAAAAAAAGGAGGUCCCGGAGGAGUUCAACUUGAUCGGCCGCUCGUCGUCCGAUAAUACGAAGAUAAGAGACUUGGCAGCGGCCUACGACAUUAUUGGCGAAACCUGUGCCCUUGUCAACGAGGUUUUUAAUUUCCAGAUAUUUAUGACUCUAGUUGCUACUUUCACUUACGUCGUCAUCACAAUUUGGACUGGUUUGGAUUAUUACCGUAGUUCUUCAGGAGAGAACACAGGCGAGCUGGCCACAAUCAUCAUUUGGUGUUUCACAGAAUUCUGCUUAAUUGCAUUUAUGUCAAUGACUUGUGAGAAGUUACUCCUGGCAAGAACUGAGACAAAGGUGUUGAUAAAUAAGAUCAUCAUGGACUACGAUUUGCCAAAGACCAUGAGGGUUCAAGCGAAAGCUUUUAUGGAGUUAAUUGAAGCAUGGCCGUUGCGAAUUUUUAUUUACGACAUGUUUUCAGUUGAUAUCACGUUAAUGCUUAAAUACAUAAGCGUGUCCACUACAUAUUUGAUUGUAAUAAUACAAAUCUCGCAUUUUAUUUAG